CGGUGGGCAAAGCGCGCGUGAAAAGUCGCAGUUCGAGUCAGUCGCUUCUGAACCGCCGCGCAAGUCGUGUUGUCUUUUAUAAAAACACGCGCGUAUUAAUAUACGGUAGCUCGCUCGAAAAUAUACAUACCUACCUAUGCAAUAGAGCAGUAGCAGCAGCACGUGUGUUUGAGGAAGAGUAUAUAUAUCGGAGCAGCUGAGCAAUAGCAGCCGCAACGGCGACUUUUAAGACGGGCGCCAAGUGCCUAUCGGCGGGCAAGAAAAAAACGCACAUCUCCGACAUUACCAUUUGGCAAGAAUCAAUGGGCAGGUGACCACUUCUCUCGAGCGUAAUCAUCAUAAGCUCAUUUUCUGCUCACCGGAUGAAAGAUCGAUUCACCCGUCGAAAAUACCUGCUCCAUUAAUUGACCGAUUGGCUAGACUUUGUGUGUUUACAAGGUAUACAAAUGUCUUUGGCAAAGAUUGGACCGACCACCCUUAACAAUAAAGUUCCAAGGAAAAUUUAAAUAAAAUCAACCAAAGAAAGCAAUCCUCAACUAGACACAUAUCAAGCAACGAUCAGGAACACGAAGAUUAUUGGUCGAUACGAUGGAGUCGGUGCGUCUUUCGAACGUGGCUAUCAUAGAGACCAUCUCUAUGAUGGAGUUGCAUACAAAGAGUGCGAAAGAGGCAACAUCUAUUAAGGUGAACAAUAGUAAGAGCUCAAGUUACUCGAACGCAAAGGAAAAAGAAAUUGUCAGCACUUACGGAGCUUUCCAAUCAAAAGAUCCGAUUCUACAAGAUGAUGUCGAAGCUCGCGGAGGCGGGGACGACGGCCACGGCAUUGGAUCCGGACACACAACUGGAUACAUCGAAACACUCAUGCACCAUUUCAAGGGCAACGUCGGAUCUGGCAUGUUUGCUCUAGGCGACGCAUUCAAAAAUGCCGGUCUUAUGCUCGGACCACCGUUGACCAUUAUUCUAGGAGUAAUCUGCAUUCAUGCUCAACACAUUCUGCUCAAUUGCAACGAUGAGGUGCAGCGAAGGCUAGGCGAUUCCUUAGCUUCGCAACCUGGAUAUGCUACUACGGUGGAGUUAUGUUUUGCCACUGGGCCAUUGGCACUCCGAAAAUAUGCAGUUUUCAUGAGAAAAUUAGUUAAUCUAUUUCUAUGUAUUACGCAACUUGGAUUUUGCUGCGUCUAUUUUGUCUUUAUUUCGACGAAUAUGAAACAGGUUCUGGACGUUUGGGGCAUCAAAUUAGACCUGCACUACCAUAUGGCCGUGGUGCUGAUACCGAUAAUGCUGAGUACCUGGAUUCGCAACCUCAAGUUCCUAGUGCCACUGUCCUCGCUGGCCAAUCUUCUUAUUAUCACAGGCUACAUAGCGACGAUCUACAUCAUGUGCCACGAUUUGCCACCUAUAUCCGAGAGGCGGUACGUCGCCAACUGGGACAUGAUACCCCUGUUUUUCGGCACGGUCAUUUACUCUUUCGAGGGCAUCACUUUGGUUUUACCUCUAAAAAAAGAAAUGAAGAAACCUAAAAAUUUCGACAAACCAUUGGGAGUAUUAAACGUUGGUAUGGUCAUUGUUGGAGCAAUGUUCGUUGCCCUUGGUUUUUUGUCUUAUCUCAAAUACGGAGAUAAAAUAGAAGGCUCGGUCACUCUUAACUUGGAACCAAAAGCAGAUACGUUGAUGCAGGAAGAAUUUAGUUUUACCACAAGCCUACCUCAAUGCAUCAAACUAGCCAUAUCAUUGAGUAUUCUACUGACUUACGCUCUACAGUUCUACGUGCCGAUCGCCAUUAUGUGGCCGGAAUUUCAAAAUUAUUUUGGACCUUGCCGUUGGCCUGUCGCUGGAGAGAUCAUGUUCCGUUCGAGCAUGUGCUUCAUAACUUUCAUAUUGGCCGAGGCCAUUCCACAUUUGGGCCUGUUCAUCUCAUUGGUAGGCGCAGUGAGCAGCACAGCUCUAGCCCUGAUAUUUCCUCCGAUCAUCGAGAUCGUGAUCUGCUGGCAGAACGCGACUCUCGACAAAGCCGUUGUAACGAAGGACGUCUGCAUACUUUUGAUCGGUAUUCUCGGCUGUGCUACCGGUACCUACGAGAGCGUCACGCAAAUUGUCAAAGCAUUUACAAAGUCAGGGUGAUUAUCGAGUAUCGAGUAAUAUCAUUUUCACAAAAGUGUUGGACUUAUCUCAAUAUUUACAUACGUACUACUAGAUACAAGUAUAAGUUGGCAUUGUUCAAAACAAAACAUUGUGUAAAUAUUACGAUGUGCCUCAAGUAUUUUCACAGACCUGAUUAACGUGCUCUUUCUUUGCAAUACUAAAUACCCUAGCGUUAAGAGAUCAUCGAAUACAUGAGGGACUCUCAUGUAACGAAGCUGUAAAAAUAUAUUUAAAUCCGUCAUUGAUUCGUUCAUUAUGAACAUUUUAAGAAAACUGAACUAAACUUCAAUCGAAUAAACCUGAAGAAAUCAUAAUCAUUAUUGAUAGCUUAUUAGAAUGUAUGUAGUUAUAGUUGCUUAGACUAUAUAACUUUUUAUGACUAUAUAGUUGAUAUGUAUAAAAUGUAUUAAGAAUUUUAAUAUACUCUUUCUAAAGAUGAAUUUACAACUUUUGUGUAAAAAUGUACAGUAUAUUUUAAAGUGAUUAUGAUAGUUUUAAGAUAAAAGUAAAGCAAUAAUUAAAAAGAGAUGAUAAAAAAUGUAUUAUAUUCAAAAAAAUGAUUGAAAUUUUGUA
Trichogramma pretiosum is the source of this 2715-nucleotide messenger RNA. RefSeq names its product proton-coupled amino acid transporter 1. Gene Ontology annotation, cellular component: vacuolar membrane. Gene Ontology annotation, molecular function: amino acid transmembrane transporter activity. Gene Ontology annotation, biological process: amino acid transmembrane transport. The transcript has 12 exons. NCBI's taxonomy places the organism in Eukaryota, Metazoa, Arthropoda, Insecta, Hymenoptera, Trichogrammatidae. The record is from RefSeq and is a predicted model, not a curated record. Bases 589 to 2121 code for a protein of 510 amino acids.